Molecule: messenger RNA, 1257 nt
Organism: Saitoella complicata NRRL Y-17804
Lineage: Eukaryota; Fungi; Ascomycota; Saitoellomycetes; Saitoellales; Saitoellaceae
Product: concanavalin A-like lectin/glucanase
Exons: 2
Coding region: 1-1257 (418 amino acids)
Biological process (GO): endoplasmic reticulum to Golgi vesicle-mediated transport; Golgi organization; endoplasmic reticulum organization
Cellular component (GO): endoplasmic reticulum-Golgi intermediate compartment; endoplasmic reticulum membrane; Golgi membrane
Molecular function (GO): D-mannose binding
Source: RefSeq, a predicted model, not a curated record
AUGAUUAUGCAGCUCAGCACUCUCAUAGCAUGGGCUCCCCUGCUGCUUGCUUCGUUAAGUUCAGCGGAAUUCACCCCAGACACACAGCUUUCCCUCGCAACUCCGCUCUCCGAUAAUAACGUCAAGCUCAAUGGCGAGUGGGAUCACUUCGGCGCCAUAUCGCUACAGACUGAUCGCCUCCAGUUGACCCCUGCGAAACCUAAUCAGGUCGGUGCUAUCUGGAAUAAGAUCAAGAAUGGACAUCUUUCUUGGUCUGCGGAAGCCACUUUCCGUGUAUCAGGCGAGGAAAGAGGAGGAAACAACGGAAUGGCAAUUUGGUACACCGCAGACCGCGGCGAAUCAGGUCCAAUCUUCGGCUCCAAAGACAAAUGGGACGGUCUCGCCCUAACCUUCUCCACCGGAAAGGGCGGCCUUGGCUUCGUCCGUGGUCAUCUUAACGACCGAAGCAUCCAAUACUCCAGCCUCGAGGAUCCCUCCCGACAAGCCUUUGGCUCAUGCGCGAUGAAAUAUCGCAACACCGGCGACAUGGUCCGGGUACGGAUCGUGCAGUCAGACGGAAGGCUGAGAGUUGAGACGAAUGGAAAUCUGUGUUUUGAGACGAAUCAGGUGGAGUUGCCAAGGGGAAACUACUGGGGAUUGUCGGCGUCUAGCACGGAUCAUCCCGAUACGCACGAGUUGUUCACAUUCAAGGUCAUUCCUUUGGCGGGUAGCGAUUUUGCUGCUAUGCCUGCACCCCCCGGCGGCCAAGAGCAGGGUCACUUUGUCCCUCCUCCUGUACAGCGCGAAGCACCCGUCGACACGGGCGCAACACCCGGUCUCGCUCAACAGAUCAACCGCUUGGAGAUGCAGUUCUCCUCCUUGACUCGUCGCAUGGAUUCUUUGCAGGCAUCUAAGUCCCUCAUUGACCGUGUUGACAAUCAACUGGAUGCUAUCACCCGUGUUGUCAUGGAUUUACAAAAUAAGGUUGGUCAGGGAUUGGGUGGUAGUGACGUUGCUUCCCGCGCUCAAACACAACGUGUCGUGGACGAGGUGUCUCGUCUGACUGCCCGUCUAGAUUCUCUGGAGAAGAUCAUGCGCGAGCACACCUCCUCGGUCCUCGGAUCGCUGCCAGACACCGUCACUACCGCCAUGAUGGGCAUCCCUCAGUCUGCUGUUGGGUGGUCAGGACUUAUGUUCAUCUUUGCUUUGCAGAUCGCUGUCCUCGGUGGUUAUGCUUGGUUCAAGAGAAGGUUAGACUCACCAAAGAAGUACCUUUGA